GAGUGCAACGAACUACAAGGUGGCCCCUGGCGAGUUUCUGCAGCACAGUUUCGUAACCGUGCGGUUGACAAGGACGUCAACGCCGUGAAGAGUUUACGGCCGAAUAGACGCGUGGUGUGCAGCGUGCGUUCGAGGCAACGUGGAGACAGCGGUUACUGCGAAGCGAAACUGCCGUUCGAUAAAGACACAUGUGCCCAAACGAGCCGUUCCGUGACAAAUCGUUUGAAAUCAACCGAGAUUCGACCUCAUCGUUAA
Molecule: messenger RNA, 255 nt
Organism: Soboliphyme baturini
Lineage: Eukaryota; Metazoa; Nematoda; Enoplea; Dioctophymatida; Soboliphymatidae
Source: the annotation of a GenBank genome assembly